GGGGCUGGUGCCAGCAUGACGAGCCAGGUGAUCAGAGAUGAGAAGCAGUUCUACUCCAAGGCCGAGAUGUACUGGAAGCAGAUCCUGCCCACGGUGGACGGCAUGCUCGGGGGGUAUGGCCACAUCUCCAGCAUCGACAUCACCAGCUCCCGGAAGUUCCUGCAGCGGUUUCUCAGGGACGGCCCGAACAAGACGGGGACGUCCUACAUGCUGGACUGCGGCGCCAGCAUCGGGAGGAUCACCAAGCGGCUGCUCCUGCCGCUCUUCCGAGUGGUGGACAUGGUGGACGUGACGGAGGGCUUCCUGGCUGAAGCCAAGACCUACCUGGGCGAGGAGGGCAAGAGGGUGCGCAACUACUUCUGCUGCGGCCUGCAGGACUUCAGCCCCGGGCCCGGCUCCUACGAUGUCAUCUGGAUCCAGUGGGUGAUAGGACACCUGACGGACGAGCACCUGGCCAAGUUCCUGCGGCGCUGCAAGCGGGGCCUGUGCCCCAACGGCAUCAUCGUCAUCAAGGACAACAUGGCCCAGGAGGGCGUGAUCCUGGACGACGUGGACAGCGGCGUGUGCCGCGCGCUGGCCGUGGUGCGCGCGCUCAUCUGCAGCGCGGGCCUCAGCCUCCUCGCCGAGUAACGGCAGGAGAACCUGCCCGACAAGGUCUACCACGUCUACAGCCUGGCCCUGAGAUGA
Oryctolagus cuniculus (rabbit) is the source of this 687-nucleotide messenger RNA. RefSeq names its product N-terminal Xaa-Pro-Lys N-methyltransferase 1. NCBI's taxonomy places the organism in Eukaryota, Metazoa, Chordata, Mammalia, Lagomorpha, Leporidae. Gene Ontology annotation, cellular component: cytoplasm. The record is from RefSeq and is a predicted model, not a curated record. Gene Ontology annotation, molecular function: N-terminal protein N-methyltransferase activity.